Mycosarcoma maydis (corn smut) is the source of this 2763-nucleotide messenger RNA. RefSeq lists its product as uncharacterized. Lineage: Eukaryota; Fungi; Basidiomycota; Ustilaginomycetes; Ustilaginales. Bases 1 to 2763 code for a protein of 920 amino acids. The transcript has a single exon. The record is from RefSeq and is a predicted model, not a curated record.
AUGACCGAGCUCGAAUCGCCAUCACAACUCUUGCGCGUUGAAGCAGCAAAGGAGGCAGAGCUAGCUUCAGUACCUACAGCGACUGGAUCGUCACCAACUCCAAACUCGCCACUCGCCACAUCAGAUCCUGCGCCGCGUGCAAAGAAUCGAUUCAGCUUGAACGCAUUGCGUCUUCCUUUCUCUUCGCCCCGCAAGCAAGGGAAUGACAAGGUGUCGCCCUCCACCGAUGCUACGAGCAGCUCCGACUCGGCUGCAAUGACAGAGCAAGACGCCAACAGGAGCUCCACAGCAUCCGACGUGACCACAGCCCCCACAUCCAUAGACCAAGCCUGCUGGAAAGAUGGAACACACAGUCAGCAGCUCUCACCUCGCAGCCAGAAAAAUCCGGUACGCUCGGCAUUGACACCCCCAGCUGAUCUGUCGAGGCGUCGUGCUUCAAGAAAUGUAUCGCCGCACCGCGUCAGUUUCAGUCCCUCGACAGAGGAGAUGGCCGAUGCGAGAGAGCAGGCACUGUUGCAUGCAUCUCUCGCGGACACUGCAUCAGCCAAAACCAAGCACGUCAAAUCCAGCAGCAAACGUAACGAUCAACAUCCUUCCAAGUCGCACACCAAAUUGAGCAAUUGGCAUGGACUCAAAUCACAUUCGACCUCGGCUCUCACAUCGACAACGAAUGGGUCUAGUCUCGACUCGGCACAGGGCUCAUCCGCCACCAAACGCCUCGAGGAUGCAGCCGCUUUGCCAGGUGCAGCUGCUGCUAAGCGUCGUCUCUUCCGAUGGGAUAGAAAGGGUAUCCAUCAUUCGGGCGCAUCCGGAAAGGGUAAAGUGGUCAAAGUCAAAGUGACCAAAACUCAAGCUGUAGCAGCACGUCACGCAAAGACACUCGAACAGGUCAUCAAUGCCGGCAUGGGUCUGCAUCCUGUUCCUCCUCGUCUAAGCUCUGCAGCUGCUGCGGAUAGGAGCAUCGCCAGUUCUGAUCAGCCAGCAAACGUGGGAAAGAAAAGCAAAGUUCCUCGCGCCAAACCCAUCGGCGUUGUCCAUCAAUCACAGCUCAAAGGCUUGAAAUCGGCGCUGCUCGAUGUAGAUUCGGCAAACAACAUUAUCAAGGAGCUACGUUCCAUGCCAGUACCGCUGGAUGUACUCCGCAGUGGACUUGGAAGCAUGCUCUCUGACGUUGAGAUUGGUACAGCUGGUGAUCAUGGUCAAGAGCGUAUCCUCACUGCCAAUCUGCCCGAUUCCGUGCUGGAAGGCAACAUUACAAAGGACGACAGCGAGAUCCGCAAAAGGCCCGGUGCAACUCUGGAAGCUCUUGAUGCAGCCACUCCCGCGCGUCCUCCCACUGAGCGCAGAGCAAAGAGCGCCGCCGAAGAAGCACUCAGAAAGAUCACCUUGCAGGCCGAGGCCGACUCGGCUUCGCCGCAAAAGGCUGUAGUGACUGCUCGAACAUCAUCACUGCCGCCGAGUGCAGAGGACAACAUAGCUGCUCCGACAAAAGCGGCAUCUCCCAUCCCGUCAACCUCUUUGCCCAAGGCUGCAGCUGCACCAUCAGGGGCACGACCAUUAAAAAUGGUCUGUCUGGAUUGUGACGAGACCGAGGCGCAUCGACGCCAUGCACAACAUCUCGAGGCCUCGGCUGUCGUAACAGAGAAAGAAGCUAGCCAAUCGGAUUCGAAUGGCGCGUUCAAUGUGACUAGCAUCGCCACAGGUGCUGCCGCUGCUGUUACCAGCGUCGGAGGAUUGCUGACCGCUCGUCCAAGCGCAGUAGAUCCAACUGUAUCGUCAGCUGCCACCGACAAAGACCGGGACGUCAGCACCAGGCCGCCCAUGCUCAAGAGUAUGUCUGUCUCCAAUUUGCCCACUCUGCAGGAUGGUGCGCGUCUCAUGGGAGCUACACCGCUGCAGCUCAUUCUCGAUCCGGUCGGCACCGCCGCAGAAAACUCGGGCGCUUUCAACAUGCUCGCUGACGUCUCUGGUGCCGCGAUCCGAGCGACGCAGGACAUGGACUCGAUUCACCCACCUCUCGAUCGCAUGGCCAUCUUUGUGCAUUGGUGGGGUUUUGAGAUCACGCUUCCCAAGGCGUCUAUGGCUUACCUCGACACAGCUCACUCGGUGUCUGGCGCGUUUUUGUCUUUUCUUCAAACCAUGGCUGUGGGCGGAGGUGUGCCCGAGUUGCUGCCGUUCAUCAAGUAUAUUUCGACAUUUAUGGAGGUUGAGUACAGGGCGAUUCGAGCACAGGACCAGGGGCAUGGUGUGUGUAUUGCGGGGACUUGGUUUAUGCCGAUGGCGCUCGUGCCGCGGCCGUGGGACUAUCCGCUCGACGGACCAGUUUCCGAGAAGCUAGCUUCGCGUGUGACGAGCCCGUCGGCAUCCAUGCCUGUGCCUUCAAUUCCGGCUGUAUCACCCGUUCUGACUCCCCCUCUCGCAACACCAAGUGUUGCGGCCUCCCCCACGAGGCAUGUGUUCAAGAAGAAGCAGGCCACGCAGACAACUCCAAGCGCUUACCCUGCCCAAGUUGCGCUUGUUGAAGCACCCGUUCGCCAUGUCAGUCCAACGCAGAUGGCUGCCAUCCAAGCAGCUAGAACGGAAAAACUGCCUCUCGACCUCAGCCCACGCCACUCGCGUUCGUCGAGCAUCGCCUCAGCAAAGAGCGCAAAGUUGUCUGCACAGCUCACGAGCGCUAGCGACAAUGCCGUAGCACCGCAAGCAGAUGCCGUCCUGUCGAGCGUACAGGAGGUGCCUGAAGCUGGAUCACAGAUCAAGUCGUAA